CAGUCCGCCGGCGCAGCGCGAGCUGCGCGCGUGAGACACAGCAGAGCUCGAGCCCUCAGUCCCGCCCUCUUCUCUUCUCAUGAAACGAAACUUCGCGAGUAGCGAAACCGGCCGCCGUUAGCGCAGCGAGGCUGCUCCGCGCUGGACGUUAUCGCGAGUGUGAGUGCGCUGCUCGGAGCGUGAGGGGCGGCCAAACACCUGAGAAGGAUGAAGUGUCCAAGUUGUGGUCAUGCUGCUGCGGAGGAGUCAGCAAGGUUCUGCAGUCAGUGUGGGGCUAAGCUGAUAACUCAGUCUUCAGCAGAAACGCAAGGACACACUGCUCAGUCUACAGUCAUUCCACUGGGCACCAGUUCAGAAAUGACUGAAACAAACGCAGACUCCUUGACUUUGGAUAAUAAGGAAAAAGCUGUGUCUCCCAAAAGGCCAAAUGAUGACAACAGUCCGAACCCCCAAAAAAAGAGAAAGAAGAAGAGGAAGAGCAAAAAGAAAGUGCCUAAUGUGGAGGAGAGUUUAUCUUUGACCUCAGACCUCUCUGACAUUUCUCUGACUGAUAAAACAACAGAAACAAAGCAGGAUGAAGUCAUGUCCUCUGGCAGUGAGGAAUCGGCAAGCGCUGUGGACGAGAUGCCCAGUUCACUUUCAGACACUGUUGCCCAGUUGGAAAAGUCCUCUGCCCUCAGUCCUUCAGAAGGAAAAACAGAUGGCCACACAGAACUUGUUGGACCUCAAGAAGGUCUUAACAAGAACAAGACUUCAAAAGGGCAAAGCGAGAAGAGUUGUCUUCACCCUGAAGUAAUGAAGGGUCAGCUGUCUACUCAAGAACCUUCUCAGGAAGGUCUCAGGAAGGACCAGACUUCUGCAGAGCAGCUCAAGAAGAGUCAUACUGACCCUGGAACAGUGAAAGACCAAAGCUCUCCAUCUACACAGAACACUGACGCAGACAUGGACAGCAAUAGCACGUUCAGCACAUGUCCAUCAGCGUCAGAAGAGUCAGAUCAGACGAGUGACCAAAAGAAAUGUGAGUCUAAAAGCCCAAAGGUCCAGAAGGACACAUCUAACAAAGUGCAAGUCACGCUGGACCAGAACGCCAAUGUGGCUCAGAAUGCAAAUGUUAGAAGUAGUGAAAGAAAGCAAACUCAGAAAACUCGAACCCAGACACAGGAAAGCAAGAAAGCUCCUGCUGGAAAUAGUGGAAUGGUGUUUGGACCACAGGAAAGCAGGAAAGAGGUGAAGGACAUAGGCUCCAGUGUAGAUUCAGAAGUGCAAGUGGAGCCUAGUCAACGUCAGCAGUCGGCUCAUGGGAAGGGAGAUGCUUCGACUGGCACCAAAAGUGCGCAGUCAAAAGGAAAUGGAGAGACGGAGGCCAGGAAAGCCGUUCCUCCUCCACAAAGACUUCGCUCAUCAACUCAGCAGAUUUCCUCAAGUGAGAGACUCACCAUCUACUUUCAUGCUGUCUUAUCCAAGGAUUUUAAGUUUGACCCAAACGAAGACCACAUAUUUAUAAGGGCAGGCCAUGUCAUUGGCGACUGGGAAGCCAAUUUGGUAGAGCUAUCCGUAUCACGGGAUCUCAGUGAGCAUGGAUUUCUUGUAGAAGGGACUUUCGUGACCACUAAGAAAAGGGCAGAAGCUGUGUCCAUACCCUACAAGUAUGUUGUAUACAGGAAAAAGAAGGACAGAUAUGAGUUUGAGUACAUCUAUAAACUGGACUCGAGUGAAACUACUAACAGAUGUCUUUUUGUUAAGGCAAAUCUGCUUAAUGAACAAGGAGAAUGGCAUCAGUAUGAUGAUAUCAUCUGUGUGGAACCAUCAAAGAGUGUGUAUAAAAGACUAAAGGAUGCCAUUUGGCCUGAGCAGAGAAAAAGUGUAAUCCAGGGGAGAGAGAUUGCAGGAAGGAUCAUGCUGGAAACGAUUUUUGACCUCCUCACAAGCUGGAGCGAGAUCAACCUCAAAAGCUUUUUCAACCAGCUCAAACAGUUUCACCAGGUCUACGGAAACCCUUUUGUCUUUGAAGAGACAUAUAAAAAGUGGUACUCUUUGAAUUAUACUGAAGAAGAUGUGAGCAAGCUCCUGAAGCACUUUAUGAUAGAAAGAGUGAUUCCAGCGCUGCAGAAGGACAGCACUGGGAAAAGUGCCUACAUUAAGGAAGCUCUGAAUGCUUCCAUCAUCAUGCUGUGUGUGUGGAAGCAGUACAAACUUAAGCUUGACCGAGGGGAACUUGUCCGUCUCUGCAGCGCCCUCUGCCUGCCAAAACUGCCUAAAGACGAGUUCCUCGCCUUCUGGUCAACCAUAGGAGAGUCGUUUUCGUGCCUGAAAAAUCUGGCUGACAUGUUACUGGAACUGAUGAAUACAGUGAAGUCAGAUGGGAUGAUGCGAUGGAUCAUUGUGAUUCCGCUGUGGCAUCUUCUCAAGGGAACAUCAAAACCAUUUGAGCCUGUUUCACUCACAGUCCACCCAACGAACGAACAGGCAUGGGCUGGAGUACAAGGACUGAAAUUAGGCAGUUCAAACUCACUUGUCUCACAAGACAGAAGAGCCAUGCUGAAUCUCAUGAAAGACAAUCUUCACCUGGUGGAGGUCGACAGGUUGCUGGCUCGGUCGUGGAUGCAUCUGAUGACUGUCAGUGAGUUGGUGGAGUGCAGCACCAACAUUCAUGUGGAGCUUUUGGACAUGUUGCAGGUGUUCAUUCUGAAAGCUCCUGCUGAAUUCUCCUACAGUGAUUCCACAUCUGUGUCAGAUACUUUGAGUUUCAUUCAGAGCCAGCUUCUUCAACAAAGAUACAGCUGCUUCUCUGAUGAUUAUGGAAGAGACUGUUUAGCAGCAGCCGUAAAACUUCUGGAGAAGAUAUGCAAAGCAGCCAAAACGUCGUACUCCCAGAAUGCCACUGACAUUCCAGUUGCUUGCCUGAAUCUUGUGGUUUCGGUUUCAGACUUUUCCAACUCUCUCCAUGCACAGGAUGACCAGGAUGGCAGAUCUCUAAAUGCUAAGGGCCUUGAGCUUUUGUCACUGGCAAUGAAAACGAUCAGAUCUUGGUUAGGACAAGUUUUUAAGGGGAGACUUUUAAACAGCUUGACAUUGAGUUCCAGCUUCACUCCAGAGAUUGAGACCUGGAACAACAUUAUCGCCUUAAGUUUUCAGUGUGAGGAGUUUACAGUGGAGUGGAGGGACACUUUUACCAGAGACUUUGAGGGGAAAUUUCAAAAGGAAAGCGCUUUGGACCAGGUUGAAGUCUACUGUGGCAAGAUUGAGGAGCUUAACAACACCCUUCCUUAUGUGGCAAAAAGCGUGGAGAAGUGUGCUCUCCAAGCUGUCAGCUAUAUGUGCCAGGCCAAGACUGAGGCUAGACUCUUUGAAAGAGUUAGAAUUAACUGGAAGUUUGGAAAGCUGAUAUCGGCAAUCAUACAGAAGUCUUGGCCAAGAAAUGAGAGUGGAGCCUACAAGGACGAGGAAGAGGUGGUCCUCCAGCACCUUCUCAACUGGACAGCAGCCAAGAAUAUCUUUCAGCUUCACGGUGCUGAUGAAAAACUGAUCAAUGAACUCUCCGAUGAGGCAAAAGAGAGACUUGCUGUGGCAACGUCAUUAUUUACAGAUAUUUCGCGUCAGCUCAUCACGGGAAACAUAAGAGUAAAAGUCCUUAAUCACAUCUUGAGCAAGAAGAAUACUUUUAUAGAGCUGAUAAAAAUAGACUCUCUAUGUGAAAACGAGCAAUGCAGAGACGUCAAUGCCAUGAAAAGGCUUCUCCAGUUGCGACAGGAGGAGGUAAAAGCCAUAUAUCAUGACAGCGAGCUGGUUAAGGGAUUUGUCGCAAUGUGCCAGAAACUUCAGGAGCAUGUAACAGUUGAUCUCGAAGGCCUGGAAGUAAAGCACCAGAUUGACAUUGAUGAGAUGAAGCUGAAUAUGUUCAUGGAGAUUCACCCAUUUAACCAAAUCUCAUCCCUAAUGGCAGGCAUAGUCACAUACUUUGACCUUGAUGAUGAUGUUCGAUCCAUGGCUGAGGUCUUACACACAUAUAAAGAGAGCUAUAUUUUCAAGAUGUGCUGGGAGAAUCAGGCUAAGGACUUUGCCAUGAAGAGUGAUGAUGAGAGCUCAGCUUUGAGUGAAGUGCCUGACUUGUUGGCUACACCUGAUGUGAUUUACUUUGAUAUAUUUCAGCCAUGCUACAGUAAAUACCAGAAGAUACAUGCAAGCUUAAAAAAUGGCAGCAUGACCUUUGAAGAAGUCGAUGUGAUAUUUAGGGACUACAGGGGAAAAUAUGAAGAACUUGCUGAGGAUGUUGCAAUUAUGUGCAAACUGGAGUCAACAGAUGACAAGCGGUGGAUCCCAAGAAGGAUUCAACAGAUUGAGCAGUACCAUGAGCUUCAUCUGGCAGUGGAGUCUGCUCAGGUAGUCAUGAUGGUGAAGCAGACACUGUGCCUUCAAGGAGACUUCCAAGUGCUCGAGAAGCUGCUUGUAGUGACACAGUUGGACUUCAAGAAGGAGCCACUUGAUAGUAUUGACAAUGAGCUAAUGCAGGCCAAAACUGUGCUUGUGGACAUCACUGAGCCUCGUAGACUCUGCCUCCAGGAGCUGGGCCUAAGAAAGAACUUUGUUAUGUGGGUCAAAGAGGCACUUGAAGAUAUCAAUGAAUUGAAGGUAUUUGUUGACCUGGCUUCCAUCUCUGCGGGAGAAAAUGAUCUAGAUGUCGACCGCGUAGCCUGCUUUCACGACGCUGUUCUUGGCUACUCCUCAGUGUUGUAUGAGCUAAAGCCAGAUGCUGGCUUCACAGUCUUUAAAGAGGUGCUAAAGAAGCUUUGGAAGGCACUUGAUAAUGACUCCAACCUGCCGAAGAAACUGCGUGACACUGCAAGACACUUGGAAUGGCUGAAGACCGUUAAGGACAGUCAUGGAUCUGUGGAACUAUCAUCUCUGUCCUUGGCAUCAGCUAUCAACACAAAAGGAAUCUAUGUUAUCAGUGCAGAAAAUCAAAAGAAGUUGAGUCUGGAUAAAGUCCUGAAACUACAGAUUCCAGAGAUGCAUGAUGAAGGCCUUGAGAUGCGAUGUUACUCGCUUGAGGACCUCAGGGAACUUCAGAAUAAAUUGAUGCUGAUGUCUGGCAAGGGAGAUCAAGGCCAGAAUGAGGUUGAUCAGUUUGCAGAGGUUUUUGCUGGUGUGCAGAGAUUGGCAUCUGCAUUUAUUGAUUUGUUUGUGGCUGGAAACCCAUUGUUCAGACAUUGGGAGGCAAAUAUCAACUGUAAUAGUGAGGAAGCUUGCAUUGUCAUGGACUUCAACUUGGGAAAUGUUGUGAAUGUUGUCAUGAUGAAGGGUGAUGUGGCAGAGCAACUUUCAGAAGUCUGUAAGAAAAUUGAGAAAUGUUUGAGCUUGUGGAUGUAUUUCAUGGACAAGCAGAGGUCUCAGCAUUACUACCUUAACUACUUUACAGCAGAGCAGAUAGUGUAUCUGUGCAGUCAGCUUACUCAGAAAAACUUGACAAAUCUGGAAGAUCAAGCUCUCAUGCUGCUCUCCUUUAUCAAGCCUAACUGCACUGCCUUUGAUUUGAGGCAGACUUGGCAUGUUCUUCAGUAUGAGAUGCUUAAGAAGCCUCCUGAGCAAAAUGAAGACCUGGAUUUUCAAACCUUUGUUGAAGUUCCUAGUAUGUUUGAAAGUGACAUGGAUAUUGGAGAUGUCUGUUCCCCCGAUGAACUUCCAGAUCAUUUUGAUCCAGAAAGAGAGGGUAGAAGACUUGACACAAUUUGGAAUGAAUACAUGAAGAACAUGAAGAAUUUCCUCCCUAGCUCUCUUGAUGUGAGAAACUUGGGAAGACUUCUUGAAAUUUUGGCUAAUAGUCCCAGUGCAACUGAGGAUGAUGCUGAGGAUGAUGCUGAGGAUCUGCAGAAUCAGGAAAAUAUACAGAGAGAGCUUCCUAUAGGACUGGCUGCUGGAAAACCGAAUCUCAUUGUCUGCCCUUCCACAGAGAUUCUGACUUCUUGCAUCUCCAUUUACAUGAGCAGUGAAGAUGAGCCACUUCCAACAUAUGAUGAAGUGCUCCUAUGUGGACCUUCCACCCCAUAUGAGCAAGUGGAACUGUUCCUUAGGCGUUGUCUUACAGCUGGCUAUAAAGGAGAGAAGAUAUACACAAUGCUGUAUAUUGAUCAGCUAACGUAUGAAGUGAGCUACAAAGUGGAACAGUUUUUCCAGCGUCACAAGACUCAAAGCAGAAAUGACUACAGACUGGUGUUGAUCUGUAGUUCAGAUCGUGAGCAUACGUAUCUUCCAUCCGUCUUCAGUCAGUUCAGGUUGCACAUGGUGCCACAGGAACCCUUAAGCAGAAUUCAGAGAUACCUUGCCAAGCACUACACAGUCCCAAGUGACCAGUCCAGUGCUGCUGCUGUUUUUAAAAACAGGAAAAGUGUGGGCAUCGUGUCUUCAAGAAGAGCAGGUGUUGGCAAAUCACUUUACAUCCAUCGGAUGUAUGAGAAGCUGAAAAAGAUCACCAAGAGGUCCACACAUCUCAAAUGUGUCCGGCUGAUAGAGCCCAGAGUAGAUGAAAAUGCAGUUCUCCAGUCAAUGCUCAACAGCCCUAAGAAGGGCCUAAGAGUCUUUCAUUUUGAUGUCACAUCCUCGGUGCAGAAAGGCCUCCAUGAAUUUCUGUUCAGGCUGCUGAUCUUGGGUUAUCUCUUGGAUUCAGAAGGAAGAAUGUGGAAACGCAGCAGUCGGCACUUAUAUAUAAUUGAGAUCCUUUUGUCUGAUAGAAAUGGAUGUAAUAUUGUUCCAAGAGCUGGAUUGAAUGGAAAGUCUGGCUUCCUGAAUGUGUUUCCGAGUGUCCACUGCCGAGCUCCUAAAGAGGUUCUUGAGCUAGAGAUGAGGCUGCAAGAAGACUCAUCCAUAGCUGUGGGUGAUGAUCCCCUAAUGGAUGAUCAGGAAUUCAGAAGUGAGGCUUAUCAGCGCCCAUACCAGUAUCUAAAACGAUUCCACAGCAGCAGCAACUUGGAUGGCUUCAUGUAUAAUGGAAUUGAAGGAUCUCACGUGGAAUGCCUACAGUUGCUGUUCCUGUACUGUGGUGUGAUUGACCCAUCCUGGGCAGAGUUGCGGAAUUUUACAUGGUUCCUGAACUUACAGCUGCGAGACUGUGAGACGUCCGUUUUCUGUGAUGCCUCUUUUACAGGAGACACUUUGCAAGGAUUCAAAAACUUUGUGGUUAAUUUCAUGAUACUCAUGGCUAAGGAUUUUGCCACACCCUCUCUGAGCAUCUCUGACCAGAGCCCUGGGAGGCUACAGAUGGACCUUUCUGGCGUUAGUGAGGAAGACCUUGCUCCAUUCAAAAUCAGGAAGCGAUGGGAAUCAGAGCCUCAUCCUUAUAUCUUCUUCAAUGAUGACCAUGUGUCCAUGACCUUCAUUGGUUUUCAUUUACAGCUGAAUGAACAGAAUUUGGUAGAUGCCAUUGAUCCAUCAACAAAAAUGGUGAUAAAGAGAAACAUCAUGACCAGAGAAUUGUAUGAGGGCCUUAAGCUCCAGAGGGUUCCUUUCAAUAUAGAUUUUGAUAAGCUCCCAAGAGGAGAGAAAAUUGAGCGAAUCUGCCGUGUUCUGGGAAUUCAGUGGCCUCUUGACCCUGAUGAAAGUUAUGAGCUCACUACUGACAACAUACUCAAGAUUCUUGCAAUUCAUAUGCGCUUUAGGUGUGGGAUUCCUGUCAUUAUCAUGGGUGAGACAGGGUGUGGGAAGACCAGGCUCAUCAAAUUCAUGUGUGAGCUUCAAAGGAGUGGAGUUGCCACAGAGAAUAUGAAAUUAGUCAAAGUUCAUGGAGGAACAAAUUCUGAGAUGAUUUACACCAAAGUGAAAGAGGCAGAGGCCAUGGCCUACACAAACAAGCAGUAUUACGGCUUUGACUCUGUGUUGUUCUUUGAUGAGGCAAAUACAACAGAGGCCAUCAGCAGCAUCAAAGAAGUUAUCUGUGAUAAGACAGUGGAGGGAGAAUCCAUGAUGAAGCACUCUGGCUUACAGAUUAUUGCUGCUUGUAAUCCGUACAGAAAACACACAGAUGUAAUGAUUAAGAGGCUAGAGUCAGCUGGUUUGGGAUACAGAGUGCGAGCUGAAGAAACAGACGAGAAGCUUGGGUCCAUUCCUCUCCGCCAGCUUGUGUACAGAGUGCAGGCUUUGCCUCCUAGCAUGAUUCCCUUAGUGUGGGACUUUGGACAACUCAAUGACCACACUGAGAAAAUGUAUAUCCAGCAAAUAGUCGAAAGAGUGGUUGAAAGCCACUCCUUUGAUGAGGACUACAUCAGGACCAUUACAGAUGUCUUGUCAGCUUCUCAGAAGUACAUGAGGACAAGAAAGGAUGAAUGCAGUUUUGUAAGCUUGAGGGAUGUUGAGCGAUGCAUGCAAGUGUUUGCAUGGUUCUACCAAAAUAAUGAAAUGUUGCUUACAGAACUUGCCAGGUAUGAGAUUGGUCAGAGGCCACAGAGGAAUGAAGAAAGUCACAAGGACAUUGAUGAAAGAAACCCUAUUUUGUGGUCAUUGGUGAUGGCUGUUGGUGUGUGCUAUCAUGCCUGCUUGGAAGACAAAGAGAAAUACAGACGCAAGAUCUGCAAAUGCUUAAAUGAAACAUAUAACUCGGUGAAGUUAAUGCAGGAGAUCUCAGUUAUGCAAGAUUUUCUUCUAAGUGGAGUUCCACUGGGUGAAACUAUUGCAAGAAACAAUGCUUUGAAAGAAAAUGUCUUCAUGAUGGUGAUUUGCAUUGAGUUGCGUAUCCCCCUAUUCUUGGUUGGGAAACCUGGAAGCUCCAAGUCUCUGUCUAAAACGCUGGUCGCAGAUGCCAUGCAGGGCCAAGCAGCCCAUUCUGAGUUGUAUAGGAAACUGAAACAGAUUCAUUUGGUAUCAUUUCAAUGCAGUCCUCAUUCCACCCCAGAUGGUAUAAUUAACACAUUCAAGCAGUGUGCCCGUUUCCAGGAGGGCAAGAAUCUAAAUGAGUAUAUCUCAGUGGUGGUGUUGGAUGAGAUUGGUCUAGCUGAGGAUUCUCCAAAAAUGCCCCUGAAAACCCUCCAUCCUUUGCUUGAAGAAGGAUGCAUAGAUGAUCAGCCACUGCCACAUAAGAAAGUUGGAUUCAUUGGUAUAUCCAACUGGGCUUUGGACCCAGCAAAGAUGAACAGAGGAAUAUUUGUUUCCCGUGGUGAUCCUGAUGAGAAGGAGUUAAUUGAAAGUGCCAAAGGCAUUUGCUCUUCUGACGCAAUGAUUCUUGACAAGGUUAGAGAUUUCUUUCAGCCUUUUGCCCGAGCUUACCUCAAUAUCUGCAAGAAACAAGGAAAAGGGUUUUUUGGUUUGCGUGACUACUACAGCUUGAUCAAGAUGAUGUUUGCGAUCGCCAAGGCCUCUGAACAAAAGCCCAGUGCAGAGCAGAUUGUGGAAGCUGUUUUGAGAAACUUCAGUGGCAAAGACAACGUUGAUGCCGUCACUGUUUUCACCAACAGGCUUAAUCUCAAACCCAACCUUGAAAGUAUCAGUGCCAUUGAGCUUGUGAGACAAAACAUUACAGCCAUUGGUCAAGAUGAGGAGUGCAGAUACCUACUCGUCCUGACUAAAAAUUAUGCGGCUCUACAAAUUCUUCAACAAACGUUCUUUUCUGAGCAAUACCAACCCGAAAUCAUCUUUGGCUCAAGUUUCCCAAAGGACCAGGAAUACACCCAGAUUUGCCGCAACAUUAAUCGUGUGAAGAUAUGCAUGGAGACUGGUCAAACCAUUGUGCUUCUGAAUCUGCAGAACCUGUAUGAAAGCUUGUAUGAUGCACUCAAUCAGUACUAUGUUUGCCUUGGAGGUCAGAAGUAUGUGGAUUUGGGGCUUGGAACUCAUCGUGUCAAGUGCAGAGUGCACAAAGAUUUCAGGCUCAUAGUCAUUGAAGAGAAGGAAGUUGUCUACAAGCAGUUUCCCAUUCCUCUGAUUAACAGGCUGGAGAAACAUUACCUGGACAUCAAUACAGUGUUAAAGAAUGAACAAAAGCAACUGGUCACAGAGCUUAAGAAAUGGGUUUCUCAGUUCAUUGCUCUUCAGAAGGACCGUUCAGUUGGUUCCCAGGCACAGAAGUACGACCCAGCUGAUGUUUUCAUUGGUUAUCACUCUGAUACUUGUGCCUCAGUCCUUCUGCAAGUUACAGAGAAACAGAAAAGUGAGAUGGAACUGUCUAGCCCAGGCAGACACGUAUUGGAUGAGGCCAAACUCAUCCUGCUGAACUGUGCUACACCAGAUGCAGUGGUUCGCCUAGAUAGCACAGCUCUUUCCCAAGUGGAAAGUGAACAUCUAGCAAGAAUGUACUUCGAAGACCAGAAGCACAGCUCCCUGGCUGACUUUGUCUUUUGUCACACAAAACAAGAAGAGUGGAGCCAGUCUUGUUUCACUGAGGUGACUACCUUCUCCAGACUUCUGACAGUAGCAGACAUCAGACAGCUCCAGGAAGUAGUUCCAAACGUUGAGCUUCUUGCGCUGCAGCAAUUUGACACAGAGCAUUCCUUCCUGAAAAAGAUCAGGAACUUUAUAGACAGUACCACUGGAGACAAAAUACUGAUUAUUCAGACUGAUUUUGAUGAAGACUUACAAAGCUCCAAUCUCAUUGCAUCUGCAAAGUAUUCCACCAUCAAUGAAAUCAACAAGGUUAGGAAUGAGGAGGACAGCAGAAUGUUUGUGUACUUCAUCACCAAACUUCCAAGAAUAGAAGGCGGAACCUCUUAUGUUGGUUUUCAUGGAGGUCCUUGGAAGUCAGUCCACAUUGAUGACCUCAGAAGAUCAAAAGAUAUCGUCUCUGAUAUUAAAGCCUUGCAGUGUCUUACCAUCAGCCAGCUGUUUGAGGAAAAGCCUGAGGCUAUGGAGACAGAGGACAUGAAUGCAGAAGCAGAGCAAAUGGACCAAGAGGACAGAACUAGCUGGGAGAAUGCCUUGGACACCACAGGGCUGGUGCGAAGCUGUGUUCAGAACGCAGUGGGCAUGCUAAGAGACCAGGGAGAGGCUGGCUGUCGCAGCACCAGGAGAGUAGAGAUUCUGUUAACUCUCCUUACUGAUGGGCAGGAACUUCAAGCUGCAUUUCUGAAAACUGUGAAGUCACGUCUUCAUUUUUUGUUGAAAACCCAUGAGGAGCACUCUGUCUCAAAUAAGAACUGGGUUUUCAAGGAGGCAUCCAAUAUUGAUGCGCUACAAGAGGGUGGGACAUUCAGGCAUACACUAUGGAAGCGAGUUCAAGCUGCAGUUAUUCCCUUCCUGGCUCAAAUGAUCUCAGUUAUUGACCGUGACCGCAAUCUCGACCUCUUACUGGAUGCAAACUCGGGUGAAUCAGUGAAGAAACUGUGGUUGGACAUGUUUGGAAAUGUCAAGUUAUUGCAAAUUCCAUACACAAGAGUGGAUCCAAAUUCCGUGACGAAGACAUUUCUGGUCCAGAACUACGUUGUUCGAGAUAGGGAUAUGGGCUGCAUAAUGCCGUUCAGCUGGAGAAUCAAAGAUUAUUUAGAGGAACUUUGGGUACAUGCUUUGCAUCGAGAGGGUCACUCACAGAAGCAGUUUGAUGAGUUCUUUUGGAAGACACCGUUGGGAAGGUACAUUGCAGGAGCAGAGGAAGAAGUUCAGAUGGAGUUUUUCCACCGGUAUCUUCAAGAUUUCAUCUGUUUGACCAUGAAUGUAGGAUCAGAGGUGGAACUGCAGCUCCUGUCUGGGGCCCUUCAAUGCUGCGUUAAUGAACUGAGAGGCCGCCAGGAUUCAGUACAAAAUGAGGUGAAGUCUUUGCCUUGGGUCCAUGCUGCCUACCAUGAGUUUAAAAACCGUCUACAAAAUCUCUUCAGAAUGAUCACCAUUGAGCCCCAAAUUGCUCAGGUGCUUAUGGACAACAGACAAUCCAGAGAAGGCAUGGAAAUGGUGCUGGAUGUAUAUGCUGCUAUGGCCUGUGUUGAGUAUCUGGAACCACAGGCUCCGGAUGCAUUUACUCAAAGUAUGGCAUGGCUGCGACAGGUGAAGAAAUUGCAGGUACCCAUUGAGUUGGUCUGCUCAGAGGAAAGCCUGCGCCACUAUGGAGAAUUAAGCAAAACCAUGGUCACCCGUGUGCAGCAUGGCUGGCGUCGUAUCUAUUCUCUCUCCCUGUUUGUUGAGCACAUACUGCUUGGUGUAGAAGAAGACAAGAAGUUAAAGCCAGUGGUUCUGGAGCACACUCGACACUUGGCUCAAGUUUUGGGCAGUAACUCGGACCUCAAACUGAAACAGCCUUUCGAGGCAGUUAUCCAUGUACUCAAAGCCUGCAAAGACGGAGCAAAUGAGCGCAUUUUCAGGUUUGGCUUCCAGCCCUGUCCUGUGUGUAUGGGGGACCCUCAUGACCCUCUGAGUUUGCCUUGUGACCAUAUCUACUGCUUGGUCUGCAUCAAGCAGUGGCUAAUCCCAGGGCAGAUGUACUGCCCACUCUGCAUGCAGGGAAUAGAAGACGACUUUGAACUCAAGCCUUCAAUGACCAUUCGGACCCUGAUCAAACGGAAUGCCCAGUUCAGAAAGCAGUGCAACACCUUCUUCAUUGACCUGGUCUCCACGGUCUGCUUCAGAGAUAACUCUCCCCCCAGCAGGGCCAUCAUCCGCCAUCUGCUAUCCUUCCUUAUGGUGGAGGCAGGCUCUGUGCCCAAUGUCAGGGGUCAUGAUAGGCGUUUUUUGACCAAGGCCCUUUCUCCUUUUGAUGACUCUGUGGAUAAAAACCCUGUAGUACGCUCUGUAGUCCUGAAAUUGCUGCUGAAAUACAGCUUUGAUGAUGUGAAAGACUAUCUUCAGCAACAUCUCACAGGAGUAGAGCAAAGCAACAUCCUUGAGAAGGCUGACAAAACUGAGCUCUACUCCCUGUACAUCAACUGCCUGGAGGACUCCAUGAUUGAGCGAACCCAGUGGCAUUCUGUGGCGGAGCAGCAAGCGUGUCUGCAGGAGGAGAGCAACUUCCUGCUGGAAUUCCUGCAGUCUGGGGCUGGGGCAGCUGGUGCUGCAACCAUAGAGCACUUUCAGCAGCUGGCCAGAAUCCGCCUGUGUCUGGAUAUGGCAGCAGGUCUGGUGGUCAGUGCUGUUGCAGAUGCUCAAGAGGAGCCUCCUCAUGGACGGGCUGCGUUCUUCAACAGUGUGGUGGAUCUCUGUAAGCACAGUGGGAACGACUGGUACAGGGUGUACCUCAUCAGAAAGAUCUGCAGCCUUAAUGGAAUUGAGUACGUCCAGAGACUUCUGUGUGAAGAUCAGCUUAGGUGGCUGUUUCCUUUGGAGAUACUUCAGAUGAGUCAAGAGAGCAGCCAGAUCGAUCAGUAUCUAGUCUGUGGUGGGGAGUACAAGACUCUCCGAGAUGCAGUUGCCAAGGCUAUGCUUGAAGGGAAAAUAGAAAGAAUACAGGCCGCUUGUCAGUCCUGCAGAUGUUCACCUGUGAAGAAGACGGUGUACCUGUUAUUAGCUCUGUUCAGAGAAGUCACCUCGCUGUACAGAGCUUCCAACCCCAACAUCCAUCCUAAACCGGAGCAAUUGGCAGCACUUGAGGACUUCACCAAGAACUCUGAAGUCUUUGUCAAUCAAGAAUCCAGGGCAUUUGCCCGUGCGUUAGUGUUUAACCAGCUGAAUGCCCUGCGUGUGCGUCCUGAUGCGUCAGGUGGUGAGCAUGCAGUGGUGGAGCUCACUGUUCAUUUGGCAGCAGUGCUUCUCUGUGUAAACCAAGCAGUGUUGCGGCCUCUCCUGCAGCUUGCCCUCUACCCGGCCAAUAUGCAGAGCUCAUUCAUACCCACAAUGCCAGAUGAUGUGCUUGCUGUUGCCCAGCAGGCCCUGGGACCUCUGCAGUGGUAUUUUUGUCCCAAUAAUCAUCCAUGCACAGUUGGUGAGUGUGGUCAGCCAAUGGAGAUGAGCCGUUGUCCAGACUGCAAUGCACAGAUAGGAGGCAUAGACCACAGACCUGUUCAGGGCUUCCAGGCUAUGCAAAUACAGGGGGACCGCACUCAGACGGGGCACAUUUUGGGAGACCCACGUCGCAGGGACCAGCCAGACAUGCAGGACACAAAGAACAUGUCCCCUGCUCCAUUCACCCUGCUCAGAAUGCUCACACACAUGGCCAUGCUGUUGGGAGCCUCUAGCCACCCUCAGGACAUUGCCCCUAUCAUUAAGCCCCCCUUGGCACAGCCUGAGGUGUUCCUGAUGGCCCACUUACUGAAGGACAUGGAGCAGCUGAGCAAAGCUCUAGGGAAGGGGGCAGAUGACACAGUCUGCGCUGUUCACCUGACUGUCUCCAGCCUGCUGGAGCCCCGUCAGCCCAGCCAGUGGCCUGCUCCUUAUGAUCAUCUGCUCUCAACUAAAGAAGCCAGAAAUGGCUGGGAGAUGGCCAUGAACACGGACAUCAUCACACACCAACUGAAGGUUUUGGAGAGGCAGUUGGCGCAGGUGAACACAUUUAUCAGAGAGGACGAGAGGGUGUCAUCCAACCCUCUGAUGAAGCUGACCUUUGGGGAACCACAGCUGUUCCUGAAAUCACUGCCCCAGGGCUCUCUGAUCCAUGGCUCGACUGUGUGGAGCUGCAGGGAGCGACUCUCUCUGCUCAGCCUAGCCCAUGUUGUGGAGCAAAAUGAUGGCAAAGACACACUGCCUGUCCUUUGGAAGUUCCUACAGAGGGAGGCAGAGCUGAGGAUGGUAAAGUUUCUCCCAGACAUCCUUGCUCUCCAGAAGGAUCUGGUGAAGAAGUUCCAGAAUGUGAUGGAGAUCCCGUACAAUACCAUUGAACAAUUCCUGCAGAGCCAGAACGCAGCCUCUCUCAUGGCUUCAUAUGAGAAACAAAUCAAGAUCUUCAUAUCCACAUGGAACCAACUUAGAGUAUCACUGGCCACCAAUGGAGAAAUCAAGCUCCCUGCAGAGUACUGCCAGGAAGACCUGGACAUUAAAAGCGAUCUCCAAGUGCUGCUGCCACGGAGGCAGGGACUGGGACUCUGUUCCACUGCUCUAGUUAGCUACCUCGUGGCACUGCACAAUGAAAUAGUCUACACAGUGGAGAAGUACACUGGAGAGGAGACCAGCUACACAGUAAGUCCGGCAGACCUGACAGAGCUCCAUGUGAUCCGGUAUGAGGUGGAGAGAGACCUGCUGCCCAUUGUGCUUUCUAACUGCCAGUACAGCAUGGAGCGUGGCAGAGAGACGCUGUCCGAGUAUGACCUGCCAAAGAUCCAGCAGCAGGUCCUGACCCGUUUCUUACAGGGCAAGCCCCUCAUCACCCUCAAUGGAAUUCCAACUCUAGUGAACAGGCAAGAUAGAAAUUAUGAGAACAUUUUCAAAGACGUGAAGGCAAAGAUUCAACAAGAGCCGCUGUCUUCACUGAGCCAGUCCACACUGGCUCAAGAGCUGCAGUCUUAUAAUGAUGUGUGUGAGGCAUUGUCCACUCUGGAACUGGCCCUGGGCUUCCUGGCCAUGACAGGAGGAGAGGCGCACAUGCAGCUGGGAAAUUACCUGAAGGAAGUGCUGCAAAUGGCUGAAGACACAGCUCCACACCUCUUUAAGGCUUUGAGCAGGUGCAGUCUGAAACAUUGUUUGGCUCUGUGGCAGCUCCUUAGCUCCCUCAAAUCUGAGACAAUGCUGCGCCUCAAAAAGGACCCAUUCGUAGGAAUAGGUCGGGAGUAUAAACAAACCCUGGGACAGGAGGAGAAGACGCUGCUCACUGGCUUCUUCACAAAGACCAGCGCUGACUCCUUCCUGCUGGAAAUGCAUGAGUUCCUGCUGCUGGUCUUGAAGAACCCACAGGCUACCGACACUUACAAGCCCAAUUGGAGCUUGAAAGACACGGUGAUGCCCUACAUGGAGCGGAAGGACUUGGACGUCCCUCCAGAUGUAGAGGAGUUCUUCCCUGGAGAGGUCCUCCUAGCCCAGUGUGUUGAGGCCUGGAAGUUCUGUGUAGUUCUCAAGCAAGAGCGAAACCAAAGAUAGAAUUUGCAUCUCCAAAUUCCUAGAACUCGUUUACAGUCAAGUCAAUCAUACAACUUGUGUCAUACGAGAUGCCUUUUUUCAAAGUGCCGCUGAGGUACAGAUCGAAGUGCAAUAUUCUGUUUGAUCCAGUGUUUAAAAUGCUGCAGCAGUAUCAGUAUAAAUAUGUGAAAAUAUCAACUGAAGUGAGCUGUAAUUUGCACAAGAACAGUGCACCAGUUGAGGCAGACAGAGAAAUUUAGUCUUUUUAUUAGCUUGUUCAGACAGUCACCGAAUUGCUGGUUUGAUUAUAAUUUCUGGCUGGGAUUCGCUUGAUAUCACAAUCUUUUAUAAACAGCAAAGUUGUCUAUCAGUAAUAUAAGUAAAAAUUUAGACUCAGGGAGUCGGGAAGGUACACAGCAACAGGAACUUUAGGGCCGAAUUCAGGCUAAAAUUUGACCACUGGGACCAGACGACAUAAUCAUGGGUUACAGUGACAGAGGGGGAAUUAUACUGUGGUUGGAAGUGAAAACGCUUUGCUUUUCUUCAGUUUCGUGUGUUUUAGGAAUUAAGUGCUUACCACUUAAAUAAUGACCCUUUGCCUUACACUGAACCCUUGUACUUGCACUUUUGUCUUUUUGCCCUUAUUCAACUGUAAGCAAUGUUCUUAAGGACCAAUCUGUCUAAUGUAAUACUUAUGCAAUCAAAGUGUUUCUUAAAUAAAGCUCUUAGCAAAUCUUCAAAAA
Molecule: messenger RNA, 16625 nt
Organism: Pygocentrus nattereri (red-bellied piranha)
Lineage: Eukaryota; Metazoa; Chordata; Actinopteri; Characiformes; Serrasalmidae
Gene: rnf213a
Product: ring finger protein 213a
Exons: 67
Coding region: 208-15903 (5231 amino acids)
Biological process (GO): negative regulation of non-canonical Wnt signaling pathway; sprouting angiogenesis; ubiquitin-dependent protein catabolic process
Cellular component (GO): membrane; nucleolus; cytosol
Molecular function (GO): ubiquitin-protein transferase activity; metal ion binding; ATP hydrolysis activity
Source: RefSeq, a predicted model, not a curated record